AUGCAGAACGCUUUUGUACCAAAGAAUCGAAGGCCAAAGUUUGAUUUGCAGCUCAAGAUCAUCGACUUGAACAAUGUUCCUCUCGUAUCCGGAACAUCUUACGUCAAAUGGCAUCUACCUUCCUCUACCUCCGCUGAGCACCGUGGGCACACCUCGAAAGCGGGGAUCAGAGACCACAAGGUUUUGUGGGAUUACGUCAAGACGCUGCCUGUCCGUUUAACAGUGGACCGUAAUGGCAUGUUGCAGGAGUCGGAAAUACAUCUCGAGGUCCUGCAGGAGUAUUCGCCUGGUACACGAGCCGAAAGGAUCGUGUUGGGAAAUGUGAAGCUGAAUUUGGCUGAGUUUGUGGGUGGGAGCGACGAUGGGGAGGAGGCUGUCACCAGGAGAUAUUUGAUGCAGGAGAGCAAGAUCAAUAGCACUUUGAAGAUCGGCGUCUACAUGAAACAAACAGAAGGAGACAAGACUUUCAUCGCCCCUCCACUCAAGACCGCGCCUGUCUUCGGUGGGAUUGCUGGUAUCAUGACGGCCGAGCAAGCUGAUGGUGAUGACGGAAAUAAUGUGCCAUCUAUGUCAUCUCAUGCUCGAGAAAGUGGCAGGCUUCAAGAUAUGUACCGUCGAACUCUGGCUGCGUCAUGGCUUGCACAGGAUGGCGAGCUGCCGGCCGAUAAAUGCAUUGAGGAUAUCUUUGCUGGCGGAGAUGGAUGGGCAACCGAUCAUGAUCCGGGUGUGAAUGUGAGUCCUAGGCUGGGAGGUAGCACGGAGGAGGACGACAGCGAUGGAGACAGCAGAACCUUGCGAGGUCACAAGAGGCAUACGUCGGGCACUGGAAGUCGAGGUACUAUGAGGCCAACGCGUCAAGAGCGGAAGUCUAGCAAAGGCGACCAAGGGCACACCGGUGCCGUUAGCGGUAGGGGAAGUAUAGCGGACCACAUUCAUUCAGGUUCGAAUGCCAAGAACCAUGCUCACAGGCGGAUGCAUGAGGUGGAUGAGUUCACCUCACGGGAGGAUUUGAGAAGCUGGCAGAUCUCAAACAAGGACUGA
Molecule: messenger RNA, 1041 nt
Organism: Letharia columbiana
Lineage: Eukaryota; Fungi; Ascomycota; Lecanoromycetes; Lecanorales; Parmeliaceae
Exons: 5
Coding region: 1-1041 (346 amino acids)
Source: RefSeq, a predicted model, not a curated record